UCUUGAAUAGUCCAGCACAAGCUAAUCCACAAGGCUCAAUCAGGCUAAGUAGUUGGGGGACUGUGUCAACUCUGAAUCACAAUGAGCAGCAGGGAAGGACCUGUCAGCUGACUAAUCAGGGCUAGUGGAUUUUUUUGCAGCUCUGCCGCGGUGGUAAUGGAAGCAGCCGUAGCUUUGUUUGAUAGAGAUUUUUGGCUGCUGCUUUUAAAUACCACCCAAGAAGCAGCUCGUAUUUCAUCAAUGUUGCGUUGACAAUCGGAAAAGAAGAGUGUAAUUGUGUAUAGGCGAGAUGGCAGAAGCAAAUCCCCCGAGAGGCAAGAUGAGGUUCAGAAGGAAUGCGGCCUCUUUCCCUGGGAGCUUACACUUAGUCCUGGUUUUACGCCCUACCAGUUUUCUUCAGAGGACUUUCACGGACAUUGGAUUUCGAUUUAGCCAGGAGGAUUUUAUGGUGAAACUACCAGUUGUUAUGCUGAGCUCAGUUAGUGAUUUGCUGACAUACAUUGAUGACAAGCAAUUAACCCCUGAGUUAGGCGGCACCUUGCAGUACUGCCACAGUGAAUGGAUCAUCUUCAGAAAUGCUAUAGAAAAGUUCGCUCUUACAGUGAAGGAAGUGGCUCAGAUGUUGCAAUCCUUUGGAACAGAGCUGGCUGAGACAGAGCUACCAGAUGAUAUUCCUUCAAUAGAGGAGAUUCUGGCAGUUCGUGCUGAGAGGUAUCAGAUGUUGAAGAAUGACUUAACAGCUGUAACCAAAGAAGGAAAAAUUCUGCUCAUGAACCUGAAAGUGCCUAACACUGGAGAAACUGUCAGUUCAAGUCUUGAGCGUCCUCAGCACAUCAGCGGUGACUGGCAAACUAUUAAUAAGUUGCUGACUCAAGUGCACGAUAUGGAAACUGCUUUUGAUGGAUUUUGGGAGAAACAUCAGCUAAAAAUGGAGCAGUAUCUGCAACUGUGGAAUUUUGAGCAAGACUUUCAAGAGGUUAUGACUAAAAUUGAAUUUGUAUUAAAUCAACAAAGAGAACUCAGUGAUGCAACAGGGAACUUAUCUCAGAUAAAACAAAGACUUAAAAAAAUAGAGAACUUGGAUGAAAAAUCUCAGGAGCUGUUAGCCAAGGCCCGGCUUGUGAUACUGCAUGGCCACAAGCUUGCCUCAAAUCACCACUAUGCACUUGAUUUAAUCUGCCAGAGAUGCAAUGAGCUUCGCUACCUUUCUGAUAUUUUGGUUAAUGAGAUCAGAGCAAAGCGGGUACAGCUGAGCAGGACUUUCAAAAUGCACAAGCUCCUGCAGCAGGCACGUCAGUGCUGUGAUCAAGGAGAAUGCCUCCUGGCUAAUCAGGGAAUGGAUCAGUUUCAGACUAAAGAAGAUGCUCAGAAAGCCCUUCAGGAUGUGCAAAAUUUCCUUCAAAUGGCUGUGCCCUUUAUCAAUUAUGAUAUUGAGAAUUUGCAAUAUGAAUUUGAUGUGCGCCUUUCUUCUGAAUUAAAGGCUCAAAUGCAGACUGUACAACUCAAGCUUGAAAGUAUUCGAAGUAUAUUUGAGAACCAACAGGCUGAUUCCAAGAAUUCAAAAGGUAGAUCUGAAAGUCCAGUUCAGUUUGUCAUACCUGCACCUGAAAAUUUGAUGAGGUCCAGAGCAAUGUUUUUUUCGCCUAAACAUGUGAAGAAGUCUUGGAGACAGACUCAAGCUCAGAGCAACAUGCAAUUAAGUAAAAUUGAAGCUGUUAAGGAUAGCCAAGAGAAGAGGAAUUCUGAUCACUCUCCCAGAUUGGACAAUAACUUGGAUAUUUUAAAGAACCAUGUCCUGAAUGAGCUGAUACAGACAGAAAAGGCAUAUGUUGGAGAGCUGUUUACUGUUUUGUUGGGCUACAGAUCUGAGAUGGACAAUCCACAGAUGUUUGAUCUUAUUCCACCUCUACUGAGAAAUAAAAAGGAUGUUCUCUUUGGAAAUAUGGCAGAAAUAUAUGAAUUCCAUAACAACAUUUUUAUGAGUAGCCUGGAAGAUUGCUCUAAUGCUCCAGAAAGAGUUGGACCUUGUUUCCUGGAAAGGAAAGAUGAUUUUCAGAUGUAUGCCAAGUAUUGUCAGAAUAAACCCAGGUCAGAGUUAAUUUGGAGAAAGUAUUCAGAAUGUGCCUUUUUCCAGGAAUGUCAAAGAAAAUUAAAACAUCGACUUGGUCUGGAUUCCUAUUUGCUCAAACCAGUGCAACGAAUCACUAAGUAUCAGUUGCUUUUAAAGGAGCUCUUAAAGUACAGCAAAGAAGGAGAAGGAACAACUCAGUUAAAGGAGGCACUUGAUACAAUGCUGGACUUAUUGAAGUCAGUGAAUGACUCCAUGCAUCAGAUUGCAAUCAAUGGCUAUAUUGGGAAUCUGAAUGAGCUGGGCAAGAUGAUUCUGCAAGGUGCAUUCAGUGUUUGGCUAGGACACCGGAAAGGUGCUACAAAAAUGAAGGAUUUUGCAAGAUUCAAGCCCAUGCAGCGACACCUUUUCUUGUAUGAAAAAGCUGUUAUGUUUUGUAAGAGGCGUGUUGAAUCUGGAGAAGGCGCUGAUAGAUAUCCAUCAUACAGUUUUAAGCACUGCCUAAAAAUGGAAGAAGUUGGAAUCACAGAACACGUGAAAGGCGAUAACCGCAAAUUUGAAAUAUGGUAUGGUGAGAAGGAAGAAAUUUACAUUGUUCAGGCUCCAAAUAUUGAUGUGAAGAUGUUAUGGUUAAAAGAAAUAAGGAACGUUUUGUUGAAGCAGCAAGAACGUUUGACUGCUAUGAAACAGCUGGAUCAGCCAAGAGAAUUGGAUGAACUUUCUCUUCAGCAGCAGAAAGCUGAAAAGCAAGAGGAAGCUCUUCUAAAUGCUGUGGAAGUGGAAAAAGAGGUAGAUCAAGCCAGUGGCAUGGUGGAGGUCAGGAAGGCAGUUGUGCCAGUUCAAGCACAAGUAAAUUGCACAGCUUGGACUCAGGUGUCACCAUCUGCAGAAGGUCUUGGAGCAUCUGCGGAAUGUUCAGACAACUAUUUCUACCCUAGUUACAAUGACAAUGAAGAAGAUCGGCCACAAAUGACAGCCGUGUCGGAGGUGACUCUGCUGAUGUAAAGAAGCUACUAUGUCAACUGGCAAGUAGAUCUUGCAGCCUGCUUCUCAGCCCAUGUGGAAAACACCACCCAAAAGACUUUCAGCCCAAAUGAUGGGGAUUUUUUUUUCAGGUUUAUUUGCUUGAACAUGCAAAGAAGCAACAGCAUAUACUUCUUUCUUUUCUUUUACUUUAAAAACAUUUUAUUUGUAGUAUUCUUUAUUCCUCAAAUUGUGCAGUAAGUGGAUAAAACAUUGUGCUGGAUAAAAUGUCAUCUCAGAAUACUUUUGACUUGAAAAUUGUUUCUUCUCUGUCUACUUUGUAACCAAAUGCAAUCAGCGUGCCUUCGAUUAUUUAGCUUAUUAUGAAUUAAGUUAAAUGUAGGGCUGUAGACUAGUUAAGGCCAAGGGAAGCACAACUUAUGAUUUAAUUCGCUUUUUAGACCUAGCGCUCCUUUUAACCUGCACAAGAUAAUGCAGAGUCAGAAGUCCUGGGGCGGAUGAGGGGCAUUAGUAAAUUCUCUUCAGGGCUAUUGCCUUUUCUAUGUGCCAAGAUGAACUUUUCCUGAUAGUAGUUUACAAAGAAUUGCAUUUAAAAUGUAAUAUUUUCAUGCUUGUUUCUUUUUCUCAAUUUAUGCUUAUAAUUCAUGUAGCAAAUUAGUUGUGCUCUA
Chionomys nivalis (European snow vole) is the source of this 3720-nucleotide messenger RNA. RefSeq names its product MCF.2 cell line derived transforming sequence (gene Mcf2). The transcript has 25 exons. Gene Ontology annotation, biological process: dendrite development; intracellular signal transduction. The coding region runs from base 290 to 3073 and encodes 927 amino acids. Gene Ontology annotation, molecular function: guanyl-nucleotide exchange factor activity. The record is from RefSeq and is a predicted model, not a curated record. Lineage: Eukaryota; Metazoa; Chordata; Mammalia; Rodentia; Cricetidae. Gene Ontology annotation, cellular component: cytoplasm.